Molecule: messenger RNA, 1769 nt
Organism: Bactrocera oleae (olive fruit fly)
Lineage: Eukaryota; Metazoa; Arthropoda; Insecta; Diptera; Tephritidae
Product: ADP-ribosylation factor-like protein 6-interacting protein 6
Source: RefSeq, a predicted model, not a curated record
UUUAACACCUUGAUUCGAACAGCAGCAUAUGCAUUACAUUUUAUUUUUGCUUAUUGUUGUUAUUUUUUCAGUAAAGAAGACUUUUGUAGCAAAAUGUAUAAAAAUAUUUUGUGAAGAAUUUAUAUAUUAAGUCUGACAACGAAUAAUAAACAUUGCGCUUUUUGCAAAAACAAAAAAAAAAAAAAAAACGUUUGUAGAGAGCAUUUGGGUGCUGCGCUCUGUUCCAAAACAAAUGUGGUGACGUCACGAACGACGACAAUCGUUUGCUCCAUUUUGAACUAUCCGCCAGUCGGUGCACUAACAGAUUCAAAUUCAUUUUAGCUUACACUAAUAACGAAAGGGGAUUCAGAUUCAUCAAUCGGAUAAAACAUUUAGUAGCCAAAUGAAAAAUGUUAAGUGAAAAAUAGAAAAUAAUUGAAAUUGGCAGCAGUUAGAAAAUAUUGCUUUCCUGAGCAUUUGUGGAUAUCAAUUGGUUAAAAUUUAUUUUGUUUAAUGUUUAAAAUGGUCAUAGUCGCGGGUAUGUAAUUUUCUAAACGUUAUUGCUACUAAUUUUUGCAUACUGAGAAAAUCAUUUAGCAUUAUUAUCUGAUCCAAGAUCAUUUCAACAACCCUUUCUAGGACUAUUAAUUAUAUUUGGCAGCUUCAAUUGUAUUUUGCUAGUUAACGAGGUAUAUAAGCGGAAGAGCUGUACAUGCAUUUAAAUACGUACAUAAAUAGAUAUUAUUGAUAUACAUAUGUAUAAAUAGAUAAAUAGCGAAAAGUAUCGAUGAUCUCACGAAUUCCCCAUUCAUCAACGCCCUAUUGAAAUUUUACAUAUUAACACCCAUAUAUACAUACAUAUCGUAGUAAACGGAAAAUUUGUGUUUUUUGCUAUUAUUGAAAAUUAUUAAUCAUUAAUUUUGUUUUCACUCUCAUUGUAGAAGUAACAUUAAUGCUUAUCUAUCCAAAGGUUAAGCCGUCAGAUAAGCUUGUCUUUUCAACAAUUUAUUACAGUUUAUCCUUUUCACAUAUGUACACACGUAUGUACAUAUAUUUUUUAUAAACAUCCCGUCUUUAAAAGAGUCAGAAAAGUCUUUUACUAAUACAGUUUAUAUAUGUGCAUAUAUAAGUACAUAAGUGUGAACAUAUAAUUGCAUUUGCAUAUAUACGUAUGCACUUUAGCGUAAUUGCGUUUCAACUAGCUUCGUGUGGCUAGUAAGGUCAUAGCGAAUUGGAUAAUAUAGAAAAUGAUUAUGCAUAACGAAUGACAAAAAACAGUAAACCGAUAACGUGCACAGAACACUUCGCCAAAACCGAGAAUAUUUUUGACAUUAACAAGAUGGUGCGAACAGAAAUGCAGGAGGUUUUAAGAUGGGCGCAUGAGCACCAGGUCUAUGCAACACUCAGUCCAAUGAUAUGUGGCAUUUGUUUAGCAUUUUUUUCAUAUAUGCUAGUGUAUUUGGAUAGCGACGUGCCAGGCUUAAAUCCUCCUUCACCCUUUUCACCGAUAAAACAAACAUACCUCCGCGAACGACGCAGUGCCUUACAUUUGGGUUAUAUAAUGGCUUUAGCUUCUGGUUUAAUAGUCACUAUAUUUUUGUAUUGUGAUUUCAGUAGUGUAGACUAGUCUGAGUAUUAUUCAUAAAUAGUAACCAUUAAGAAAAUAUGAUUAAUGAAUUUGAAAAAAUAAGUACAAAUUAUUUUAAGUAUUCAGAAAAGUAUUAGUAUACUGUAAUACUACUUUGUAGAUGACUAACCAAAUAUACCUGCUUAUUUUCAUAUAUUUAACA